Molecule: messenger RNA, 2039 nt
Organism: Thrips palmi
Lineage: Eukaryota; Metazoa; Arthropoda; Insecta; Thysanoptera; Thripidae
Product: putative serine protease K12H4.7
Exons: 8
Coding region: 314-1807 (497 amino acids)
Biological process (GO): proteolysis
Molecular function (GO): dipeptidyl-peptidase activity; serine-type exopeptidase activity
Source: RefSeq, a predicted model, not a curated record
UUUGCCCUUCCCCUUCCCUUCCCUUCCACAACAAAGCGACUCUUCAAACAAAACCACAAAUCACAGUUCAGUCGUCUGCCUCAAGUCAGAAGUCUGGAGUCCCAUUUUGCUGGUUGAUGCACUUCUCGCUGCUCGGCUCUGAAAAUCGCAGUCGCAACGAGAAAGAGCAAAGGUCAUCCGACAUCGUCUUCCCAAAGCUACAGCCGCCGCAGCCCACAACCCAGGCAGAAGCCGGCGGCGCUCAGCUGAUCUGUGCAAGUGUGGACCUCACUAGGCCUGGAACGCCUGAAACUGGAACCUGAACUGCCCUGAGAUGGCUCGAACGGUGUGGUUUGCGGUUCUGUUGACGAGUCUGGCCUGCAUGGCUUGGACAGCCAACGGCCUGAGGUUCUUUCACCGCGGCCGUCAACAUGGAGGCAAUGUUCAGCUGUGGACCAAAUCUCAAUUCCCUGAAAACCUCCUUCCUCCUGAACAAUGGUUCACCCAACAGUUGGACCAUUUCGAUCCAACCAAUCAACGGACUUGGAAACAGAGGUACUUCACGAACAACACCUUUUACAAACAGGGCGGUCCUGUUUUUCUGAUGAUUGGUGGUGAAGGUGAAGCGACUGCCAAGUGGAUGGUGGAAGGCCAGUGGAUUGAAGACGCUGCAUAUUUUAAUGCCCUUUGCUUCCAGCUAGAACACCGAUACUAUGGCAAAAGUCAUCCUACCGAUGAUAUCAGCACAGAAAACCUCGUGUAUCUGAGCAGUGAGCAAGCACUAGCUGACUUAGCGUAUUUCAUUGAAGCCAUGAAUGUUGAUUUGCCUGUGGGCACUAAGUGGAUUGUACAUGGAGGAUCAUACCCUGGUUCUUUGGCAGCUUGGAUGAGAAUGCGUUAUCCGCACCUAGUUCAUGGAGCCAUGUCAGCAAGUGGACCACUUCUUGCAAAACUCGAUUUUAAAGAGUAUUAUGCUGUUGUCAGGGAUGCUUUGUCUGAGUACAGCAAAGAUUGUAUCAAAUCUGUACAAUCAGCCUUCCAACAAGUUGAGAUUUUAUUGAAACACAUGAUUGGACAACAAGACUUGAACAAACAGUUUAGGCUGUGUGAUAAGAUUGAUGUUACAAAUGAAGAUGAUGUUGCUAGUCUCUUUGAAAAUCUUGCCAGCAAUUUCGCUGGUAUUGUUCAAUAUAAUAAGGAUAACCGACCCAAGUCUCCUACGCACAAUAUCACCAUUGACGUUGUCUGUGAUGUUAUGUCGGACAGAGAGAAAGGCGUACCAGUUCAUCGUCUGGCCCUUGUAAAUGAUAUGUUACUGAAAGCAACUAACCAGUCAUGUUUAGAUUACACUUAUAAAAAGAUGAUUAAAGAUAUGAGCAACACUACAUGGGAAAGUUCUGUGGCAGAAGGAGGCAGACAGUGGACUUAUCAAACUUGUGUGGAAUUUGGAUUUUAUCAGACAUCCACAAUGACUCAAGAAAUUUUUUCAAAUAAAUUCCCAGUUAAUUUUUUUACGAAACAGUGCUCAGACAUCUUUGGAGCAAAGUUUACUUCUGAUCUCAUGAAUAAUGCCAUAAGACGUACAAAUACCAUGUAUGGUGACCUCCAUAUCCAAGCCAGCAGGAUAGUGUUUGCCCACGGGUCCACUGAUCCAUGGCAUGCUCUGGGAGUCAUAAAGACUCUCCACAAAGAAAGUCCAGCAAUCUAUAUUAAAGAUACUGCCCAUUGUGCUGUGAUGUAUCCAAGCAUCAAAAGUGACCCUCCUCAACUGGUUUCGGCACGGAAGCAGAUCAGGGCAUUGGUGUCUCAAUGGUUGAAGCAGAACUGAAUUUCUUGACCAUAGCAUCUAAAAACGUGUGAUAGAUUGUAUCUGAGGAUGAGAAUUCUGGCCUUGUUUACAGUCAAUUUAAUUACAAUUUAUUUAUGUUAUAUUCUAUAUAAAUCUAAUUUAUGACAAGCUUAACAAAUUAAUAGUACUUGAUGACACAAUGGCACAAUUGUGUUACAAUGACCAAAUGUACACUUACAAUAAGACACAAUUAAAUACUUUAUACAUAAUA